UACUGCAAAACUAAGUUAUGUUAAUGACAACAAUGCAAGUUGUGCUAUUUAUUGCGAGAGUAAUCAAGGACCACACAUGGGCAAUUUCUAUUGUAACGGUACCGACAACUGGACAUUUUAUCAUUCUGAUAUUAGUGAUGCUAAUUUUGCUUAUCCUAAAAUAGGAAUUCCAGAAAGUUUUAAGGUGGAAAAAUAUGAAGUAUUUCAAGUAAUUAAAAAAUAA
Rhizophagus irregularis DAOM 181602=DAOM 197198 is the source of this 223-nucleotide messenger RNA. NCBI's taxonomy places the organism in Eukaryota, Fungi, Glomeromycota, Glomeromycetes, Glomerales, Glomeraceae. The record is from RefSeq and is a predicted model, not a curated record.